CAUAAAGUGUCGACCAUACAUGUAUCUCUGCCACUUUUAGUCUCUGAGCAAAUCAUAAAGAAUUUACACAAUGGCAGGUUUGUUUGAAACAAUGCUCUUGUGCGUCGAAUCGCCUGCAACGGCUGCCGUGUCGACGUUCACUCGCUUGGUACCCAGUGAUGCCCAACAGACUGGCACUUUGGCACAGCGCAUUGGCACCGUCGCCCUGGCAGUGGCGCACGCGACGCGACUCGCCCAGUCACUCGACGAGCUCCCUGGCUGGUUUCCCAUCCACGCGCGCAGAGCAGCCAGGCUCGAGUCUCGCGACGCUGUCCAAGAUACCCUUCUGAGCGCUGUGCACGAUGCUAUGGCGCAAUGGGAUGCUGCAGCUACGACCGAUCGGACGACUCCUCGCGCAGAUUGCUUUCGAGUCAAGUUCAGCGUCACGUCGUCGAGCACACUCGCCAUCGAUGAGGCUGGAGCAUCAUCUUCAAGCGCACAAUGCAAUCCGGACGACCAAAGUCCACCGAUUGUUGUGGCGACGAAAGCCGAGUUGUGGCCGCUUGGAUUGACUGAAACCAACUUGCCACAGCUGCUACAGUUGCUCGAUCAACAUGAUCCGUCACCAGACCAACAACGAAGCAGUUCUGACGUCGUGUUCACUGCUGCCGAGAUUGCAAGUCAUCCCAUGGAAAUGCUGAUUCACAGCUUGCUCCACAAUCCGGCCACACCAAACCCGAUUCGCAACAUUCGCAUCGCUCCUCCAGAGUGCUGGGUGCGUGCCGCCAACCCGGCACUGGCACACAAGACCAUCCAGCGAGGUAUUUACGAUCGCGCAAAAGCCGGCGUCGGGUCGGAUUGCUUUGAUGUGCUGCUCGUCAACGACCAGCAGCACGUCACCGAGGCGGCCAUCGCCAACAUUGCGAUUCGCGAAACCCUUGCUGAUGGCCAUGUGCGAUGGAUUACGCCACCUCUCUGUGCUGGUAUUCUACCUGGUACUCUUCGGGCCGAGCUUGUCAGGGCUGGAUUGCUGCACGAAGCGUUGAUUACAGUUCAAAUGUUGCAGCUUGCCGUCUUUGAAGGUCGCGCGUCCAUCUUUUGCAUGAAUUCUCUUCGAGGAAUCUAUCGCGUGGCUCUUUUAUUUUGAGCUCCUCAAUGCAAAAAGCUCGGGUUGAAGCUUGGAUGGACUGAGAGUCGAAUGAACAGGAACAUUGAUCCUGCAAAGAUUUCAUCGUUCUGUUUGAGCCAUCACGAUAAUAAAAUGAGAGUUUUGAGCCC
Molecule: messenger RNA, 1257 nt
Organism: Capsaspora owczarzaki ATCC 30864
Lineage: Eukaryota; Filasterea; Ministeriida; Capsasporidae
Exons: 1
Coding region: 71-1126 (351 amino acids)
Molecular function (GO): catalytic activity
Source: RefSeq, a predicted model, not a curated record